CUGCAGAUGGCUGCACUGACUUGGGGGGGGGGGGGCACGAGAGUCUCCUUUGUUUGCCCCCAGGAAAACAGUCUCCGGAGAAGGCCAGUGGGGAUUCACCUGGGACAUCGGAGGGGCCCCCUCCCUUCGGAGAGGUGGGCCCGGCUAGGCUGGGGUGUUUCUCUCGGCCUACGGGGAUCUAACCGAAUGCGCUGUUGGUGAGAUUUCAGGGUGCUGGGGUUCGUGGUGGACGGGUUAACAGAACCAUCCUGAGAUGUCCUUAUAUAAUAUUUUUAUCAAUUGAUUUUCUAUCCCUUCCUGGCUAGGGUCCUGCAGACCCCCACACCCUUCACCCCUACACUGCUCCUCGUAGACUGAGAGAUGCAGAGAGCAUAGCAGCAGUGACCGGCCUCGGUUUCCAGUUUUCUAGUCUGGCCGGGAAUAAACCUGGCCCCAGCCGCCAGCCUCCUCCUUCCCUCCUUACUUUCGAUUUUCUUUCCCGUCUUUCUCUCCCUCUCUGGGCUCAAACAGAAGCACAAGAGGGGCCGUCAGUGGCAACCCCCAGCCUCCUUGCAGGCCAAGCUCCCUGCUGACGUGGUCCUUCGUGCAGGAGGGCACUGCUGUGAUUAUCUAAUAAUAGCCAGAGCGGCUGAGAAUAGAAUCUGGCUCAAGGACUCUGCACACCCAGGGCUGAGGCUAGGAGGCACUGAAUCUGUGGGUCAGGGUCUGGCAACACUCCCUGGAGCCUCUGGCCCCCAGAGUUCCCCUCUGAGUCCACUCUUUGAGCACCUCAGGCCUGCCCCUUAUGGGCUUUGUCAACCUAGCCAUCAGCUGUAUUUCAUGUGCCAGUUCCUGGUUAAGGAGAAAUUGGCAAAGCAAGCCCUUUCUCUCUCUUGUCUGACAGUUGUGAUCCCCAGGAAGAAUUCGACCUUGUUUGGAGAAGGCGGUCUUGUUGGGUUGCCUGUUGUGUUCCAAAACCAGGCUUGGUAGCUUAAUACAUUUAUUAUAUACAGGCUCAAAUGUACAGACUCGGACUUAUGCAUGAAUAUAUACAGACUCAUAUUUCCCCGGUAGUUAGUUGUGUGUUACCAUGCCUUUAUUCGCUCGAACACCGUUUUAUGUGCAUGCAAAAUUUUGUUAGCCCUCACUGGAUGCGAGUGGGCUCAAGGAGGCACUGGGUGCACCAAGAAGGCCUUCUGUGCGUGCUCUGCUGGAAAUGUGUGCGCGUGCUGGAAUCGGAGUAUGCGGGUUCCAGUAACCAACGGAUGCCACAAAGCCUUUCUCAGACCUUAUUGCCUUUGCAGUCCAAGCAGCUGGGCUGGGAAAAUACUGAAUCCCCUCUAGGUUCUCUCUAUACCUCCCUGCGAACUUCCCCAACUCAGAGACUGUUUUACCAGGGGGAUCCAGUUGUGUUGAAAGUGAUCUCUGUGGGAAACUUUGAUGGGUGCAGUCGGCCUAUGAGCAAUUCUGAGCGGUCGGUUGGGCCCUGGUGCCGUAACACCAGGGGCGUGGAGGGAAUUGGUCAAUAAGGUGGCCUCUGGGCAGUGAUCUGGGGCUGCUGCCUGACAGGGUGCUUGAAGGGGCUGGUGGAGAAGGCCAGCCAGAAUGGGUAGGGGUGCAGUGAACAUCUGUCCCCCACCAAUGCUCGUCCUGGCUGCUCACUGGACCCCAGAUUUGCCUGCAUUUGUGAGGCAGUUUGGGGGCUAAAUUCUCCAAACACUCAGAUCUGGUUACUGGUGGGACUGCAUUUUAAUCCUCUCAGCUACCUAAGCCAGGGAGAAGGCUGACGGGCAGUGCCAGAGAAGACGCUCGGUCUAGCCGCCUGUGGGCCUGGAGCACUGAAUGUGGGCUGAGGCUGGGAAUUAACCAGCGUCCUUUUCUAGCCUUUCUCCCUUCUGGGGCCAGGGAAAGACAGAGCAGGGGGAGAUAUAAAUGUCUGUGAAAAACCCCAUGAAAGAAAGGACAGGAGGAGCUGGCGGGUUUUCCUCCACUCCCUAGGCGAUCCGGUUCCUCCCAGGACUCUCCUGUCCGGACAUGCUGCGGUGCUGAGGCGCACAGCUUUCUUCCACCUUUUCCCUGCCAGCAUCAAGCCUCCGGCUUUUGGGCCUCAGCCACCCCGAGGUGCUAGCGUGACAUUACCCCCAAAUUGCGCCCCUCACCCAGCCCACGGCCUCUGCCACGGCCCCGCAGCCGCCCCUGUUUAUUGUGUCUAUGAGUUGUUUACUUGUUUUGUCUGCUGCCACCCUGCGUCAGAAACCCGCCAAACCAGCAAACUCACCCCGGAGAACAAAGUGCAGCGCUAUCCCGAACUCCCUCCCCUUUCCGGCACCCCGCUCCCGCCAUUACCUCCGCCCUCGUUGUCCCUUUCCGAGCGGAGGAAGCAGAAAUCGCCUAAAAUAGGGCAGCUGUUUAUAGGGUUGGGGGAAUUAUGGGGACACCAUAAACCUCCGGGUGUCCUGGUGGUGGAGAGACAGAACAGCCCUCCCCUUGCCUCCGGCUUUUCUUCCUUCCGCCCGGCAACUGCUUGGUUAAGGGGGCCUCAGUCAUUGAGAAAGUCGAGCCCCCUCACCCCACUCCCCACUCCUUUCUGCAGGAGUUUUCCCUGAGACACAGGUUGUUGGGUUUAAAUCAGGGUAAUGUUGGUGGAUUCAUGAAGCUAGAUAAAGCAUGUCGCUCUCCCCUCACCCUCCCUUCUCCUCAGCCCCCCAAAAUAGCAGUGAAUUUAAGCAAAUCCUACAAAAUUAAAUUGCCCCUUCGCUAAAGAUCCUAUAAAUCUGCAGUCCCGCCAGGUGUAGAGUCGGAGAGGCUGGUGUUCGCCUCUAAUUUUGCUCCUGGCUAUCAAAUCUAAAAGAGUAUCAUCGAAAUAAGUAAUAUUCUCGUUUCUGAAAUUAAUUCCCCCCUCCCCAUCUCUCUCCCUUUUUUCACCAGCGCAGAUGAAAUGGUUCUUUUAGAUCUGCAAACAAUAAAGGAUAAAAUUAUUUAUAGGGAAAUGAGGACGAUGUUUCAUUGUUGGCUUACUGUUCCAGAACAUAAUAACAAUUUUAUUUUCAAGUGGGAGAACUUAGACCAGGAGAAGGGGAAGAGGAAAAAAAGUGAGGGGAGGCAGGGCACCCACGCACAAAACUCCUGCUGUAUAUAACUUUUGUGACACUUACAGUUUCCUCAUGACAAUUCACUGUGACGUCAUAAAUGCCAUGUUCUUGAAUUUUACAAUUCUCAUAAACCUCCAAAAUGGGUCCAAGAAGUGCUCUGUGUGCAGGGGCAUAAGAGAAGCCAGGAAGCUGGGUAUCCUUUGGCCCAGCCCAGGGCAGCACACUCACUACUGCCCCUCCUUCCUCAUCUGACACCCUCUUGAGGCCUCAUUCUGGAGACCAAAAACAUUCUGAAUAUUCUGGAUUUUAAUUUUUUCUCCUCGGCCAAGGAGGGGCACUUGGUUUGCCUCUCUGAAAUGUCACUCAGCAUCUGGGUUCCCUCCUCAUUCCCCAUGGGCUGAGAUACUGUGUCUGAAGGUUCUCUGCAUGCCCCCUCCUCAGUUGAUACUCAGCUGCUUUGGAUAGAGGUAGGAGGCCUGGGGGCAAGGCCCCAAAAAGCCAGAAAUGAUUUCUUCCAGAGGGAGCCACAAGGGGCUCAGGGCUGGGACAGAGGUGCUUGGGACCUAUUUUACUUUGACUCUUCAGCCAGAGAAGUGAAUUGAGAAGCCAAACAAACGCAGAUGUGGGAGUCUGUGUCCGCUGAUGGUAGCAGCAUUACGUGGCGUGUUGGUAAGGAAGGGUCAGGCAGAAAUCUGGAAGGAGAGAGAGAAGGAGGAGAGAAAAUAUGACAAGAGUUAGCUGAGCCCCUCCAUCUACUUUUCUUCUCUGUUUAAUUGCAAAUAAAGCAAAAGCAGCUCUGGCAGCAUCUCAACCUCUUAGCUCAAAAGAGGAGUCGCCAGCCCAGGCCUUGGAGGUGUUUGGGGCAGUUCUCAGGCGCUUGACAUGCCCCAUCUGGCCUCUUCCUCCUUCCCCCCUCCCUGCUGAUCCCCAACUCCAUUCAGCUGACCAGCCUGGGCCCUGUCCCCAGAAUAUCAGCACCCCCAAAUGGGAUUCAUUUCCGGGUUAGGUGUGUCAAAUUUCACUUUUAUCCAAGUGUCUCCAUGCCUGAACUUUGAAAGGAGAGGAGCGUUCUUUUUUGGAAUGCAAUGUGUGUGUGUGUGGGGGGGGGGGUAUGUGCUCAGACAACUUCCCCACCAUAUCUGUGAGAAACUGGGGGCUCCUUGGGGGAGCUGUGCUUUGGUGUCCCCAGGCAGACCCAGCUCCCCGUGGCCAGGUUCUCUGGCGGUCUGGGAGACUCUCUCUGCAGUCCUUUUACUCCACAUUCUCUGGAGAUCAAAGGAGCUCGGACACAAAACACUAGGCAUUUGAAGCAGGAUUCAUUUUUGUAAUUUUUAAAUUAAAAAAUCUAAUCAUAAGCCAGUCAGGGCAACUGAGCCGUUGCUCUAGAGCAGCAAAGCCUUAACCAAACAGUGCAAUUGUGAGGUGAGCUGAGCUGAGCAAUUAUUGAAACUCGGCUUUCUCUGCAAGAGGGAUUUCAGCCCUCACCCAGUGGCACAAAAGGGGCUGGUGGGGCAACUGCUCCCCUCUCACUCUGGAAAUAGAGAAUUGGAGGGUGAGUCGGGGAGCUGCAGUGGCUUCCAGGCAGCCAAGCGCCCAAGCCAAGCGCUGCUGAGUCCUGCGGCUCCAGUUCCGGGGUCCCUGACCAGCCUCCAGAGGCGCCGAGCUGUAGUUGGUGGCGCCGGCAGCCAGCAAUAGAGUGUGUGUAUCUGUGUGUGAGGCUGGGCAAGUCACAGACAUCUGCACAGAGUUGGGGGACCUGGGGAGAGAAGACUGGAAGAGCACAAACUAAGCAGAAGCUCUAAAAAAGACUGUCCCCAAAUAAAAAUUCCAAAUCUUAUCCCUCUCACUUCAGAUACCCUUCCCCAAGAAACUAAUAUGUUUUCCAGAGCAGAGUGGAAAGUAAAGGCAGGCAAGGUGAGGCCUGCCCAGGAACCCCUUCAGGGCCAGAGUCUCGUCCCACCCACCCUAUCCCCAGUUCAGAGCUGCCCAGGCCACAGCCCCUGGCCUGGAGCGGGCAAAGCUGGCGUAGGAGCGCUUGACUCGCCCUGGGAAACCCCCCAGUGCCCACCCUCCAGUGCAACCCUUAGCCUUGGGGACUCCAGGCCAGUGACUGGCCCCCACUCAGGCCCAUAGUGCCUGCAGUAAGUUCCUCUCCUAUAAUUAGCGCUCAUGAAAAGCAUGUGUUUUGGGUUGGGGGGACUGGAGCAGGGAGCAGCAACUUUCCUCCCUUUAUUCCUUUUCUGUGUUUUUUGCAUUCUGUCUUUGAAUCCACUAAUUACAGCUCUGAAAGCAAAAAUCUGCUCUCGCACAGCCAAACCCCCUCGGAAUGCCCGAUGCCGGAGGCAGGCUGAAGGGGCAGAGCCACUCGGAGACCUGCGGGCCUGAUGGGGUGUACUCUGAUUUCUCUGGGCUUGUUUUAUAGAAACAAAGAACAAGUUCUCCCCCCCUUCCCAGGACUUGUGCAUAUUUACAGAGCUCAACUGCAGUUUUCAUAAAACAUCUGUUCUUGCUUCUGCUGAUGAGUUCCCAUAAUUGUUUUCAGACAAAUUUAACAGGAAAAUAGAAAUAUAUUUAGAAAAACCCAAGUCCCAGCUUUUCCCCUAUAGACAGUCAUUCUUUCGCCAAAAAAAUAAAAUUAACAUGAAAUGAGAAAAGGAAAAUAUAAUCCAAUGGAGGGAAGAUUGGGCUCAUCUGACCAGCUCUCCCCCCUUAGAGCGAAUCCUUCCAGCAAAUUUCAGCUGCAUAAUUAAAGAUCUAACUGAAGGAAGGCGCUUCUUUCCUCAGGAACGGAAGGUGACGGGGGAGAGUGUGUUGGAAAUUAAUUUUACCAAAAAUCCUUAUGCUGUGGGGGAAUUUAUUUGUAUUUCUGCUUCUCUUUCUCUCCCCCCGCCAGCAUUUCUGCCUUUCUCCCCCAGCAGCUGGUUUCUGUUCAUUAUAAAUCGGCGAGACCUUUCAGUCUCUGUCCUCUGUUUAGGGACGUAAUAAAACACUUAACUUUCCGGGGCUGAGACUUACAUUCUGCUCUUCAGGUCACCCACCCCCGUGCCCACCGCCUUUAGGCCCCCAAGGAGUCUCUCCCCAACUUUGGGGCCCCUCUCCCCUCCAGACGUGGUUUAGGAGAGGCUCAGGGAAACCCAGGCAUCCUUGCUAGGGGGCUGCAGCACAUGGUGCCCCAGAAGCCCCUUCUUUCUUCCAAGUUCCUUCCUUCCCCCACCCACCCAUAAAAGAAAUUUUAAAAUACGUAGAAAAUCAACACUCAUUGAAAGCGAAACCUCAUUAAGACAUCCUAUCUUCCAUCAUUCAAUUUGUUGUACAUUGCAACAAUUUAAUAUCUUGAAGGAAAUAUCACUGACAUGAUUUAUCCCUCUAGCAAUCUCUCUCUGAAAUGGGGGGAGGGAAUUUACUCUCUCUUCCGGCCUGUGCUGCGUGUUACACCACUACCCUUAGGGCAGGAGGGAGGCUGGGACACUGAGAGUAGCUACUUGUGUCCAGGGGUGCACUGACUUGUUCCUCUGCUCAUUCCCCUGGGUCUCCCCACCCCCAGUUCCCUCUCCCUCUCCCCCUCCAGGGGGCCUGGAGCCCCAGCCAGCUGUUGGAAACCUCUGUCCAGGCAUGCCAUGAAUUUGAGGACAGCUGGAUUCUAGAGCGGAAUGCAAUUCACACUGGUGUCUGUGUACCUGCCAUAUUACCCCAAAAUGAGACAAGUCGUCUCAAUUUUUUUUUUCUUAAGAACCCUCUAUUCUUCUCCUUCAACUCCUUGGGGAGAAGAAAGUAUGGUCCAAGAGGAGGAAUCUUUAUAAUUAUAGGGGGCUUUCUCCUACCCUUCUAAAUACCAACAAACUUCCCUCCUUUUUGAAGGAUUGAGGCUGUAUUUUUAAAACCCAACACACACGUUGUCUGGCAGGAAGACUCUUCAAUCCCGUAACGAGGUUCAUGUAUUAACUAAUACGUCUCUACCAGCUCCUACACACUGUCUGCUUUUGGGUUCGAAACUUUAUUUUUCCCCCCUAGCGACACUCCAGGGAAACCUUAACGCUACAGAAGAUGAAUAAACGAGUUUUUUCCCAGCGUAGUCCCGUUUAUGGCUUUAUUGCUACCCAUUGAUUACUCCGCUUUGUUACACAGAAGGAAAAGAUCAUAAAAUCCGGCGACAUCCGGGUUCUUGUUAUAGCCGUCUCCCCCCCCCCCCCCCAAAAAAUGGUGAAGGGAAAAUAGGAGCCUCCCCUGCUCCCUCUGCUUGCCCCACCGCCCCCUCUUUGUCAACUCAAAGUGUUUUCACCCUAUGUCACGAUAUCAAAUUAAGUUUGGAUUAAUCAGGAGAAAAACCCCGUCUGCACACCUUCCGCUGUUUCCGUUCGCCCACUGCGGCUCGCUUAGGAGCCUCCGACUCAGCUGCCUUUUCCUAACCUUCUCUUCCUUUUCCUUAGCCCCAAGGUGGAAAGAAAAUGGAGGUAGAGGCUGCUGAGAGGCCUGGCCCCACCAGGUGUGGCUGGCCCCUGGGCUAGAGCUCUCCAGAAGCCCUUUGCUGGAAUCUCCAAGCCCCAGAGCUCAGGUCCAGGGGCGCCUCCCUUGGCAGGGCAGAGAGUCUGGAGGGGGCAGGGGGCUUGUGACCUGGGCAGGGGCUUGAGCCUGCGGGACACUAACUGUCCAUCAGAGCCCCACCAGCCUUCUCUUUCUGGCUGGAUCCUAUGUGAAUUGCCCCACCGGCCCUCGCUGGCUCCAAAUCAUAAAUUCUCACCAACAUAAACAGGAGUUGAUGUGUCUAGAAAGACUCUCAGAGUUCUUUCUUCUUCCUUUCUUCCUUCCUUUCCCCUCCCCUCCCACCUUUUACUUCUUUCUUGCUCUUUUCUAUUGUAUUUUCAUACAUUUUCCCUUUUAGGCAAAAAUGCUGCAAGAGUUUCCCCAAAAAGGGGGUCCUGAGGAGGAGGCAGAGGGGGGCUGGGAGGAAGAGGGAAGCAGACGCCUGGCCCUUUGCCCCCUUCUGCUCUGCCACUGGACCCUUAAGUCUCACCCUUAGCCCUUUAGACGUAGUGGCUCCCCACAUGCCUCCUACACCCCAGACUCUCAACCUCACUCCCCUUCCUCUGAGCACCGUGUUUUAUGCAAUUUAUUUCUACUUUUGAUUUUUUUAAAAUUACUGGGGAUAAAAUAUGCUGGUUUAGUGAUGAGAACUCACUCCAUGGAGUGUCAAACCAGGAUUUCCUGUAGGAUUUCUGGGGCUCCCCUUGAGCUGGGAGGGAACUCCUCCCAUGGAGAAAUCAGGACGUAAUUUUAGAAGGGGGCAGAUAUAAAAGACGAAAUCAGAUUGAAAGUACACGGAUUUCUCCAGCCCUGGCACUGACCACAGCACAGCAAAGUUAGCUGGGGCUGAGAGAUUUUCUGGGAGUGCAACUCUGCCUGGAGUGCAAGGCCUUGCUUGUGGACAUUCACCCUUUCUCCACCUCCAAAUCAGUCGGCCCCUCCUCAUAUGUAUAUACACACAUAUAUAUAUGUAUAUAUAUAUAUGUAUAUAUAUUUUAAAAAUCCAAGUCUUACUUUCAAAGCACACACUUAGUCUCAACUAGGGAAUCAACAGAAGCAGAAGCGAUUUUUUUCCCCCUUCUUGACAUCUGGCUUGCGAUUGGCUGGAAGGGGGUCAGCUGACUUUGUCAUUUUGUCUGUCCUGGAUUGGAGCCGUCCCUAUAACCAUCUAGUUCCGAGUACAAACUGGAGACAGAAAUAAAUAUUAAAGAAAUCAUAGCCCGACCAGGUAAAGGCAAAGGGAUGAAUUCCUACUUCACUAACCCUUCCUUAUCCUGCCACCUCGCCGGGGGCCAGGACGUCCUCCCCAACGUCGCCCUCAAUUCCACCGCCUACGAUCCAGUGAGGCAUUUCUCGACCUAUGGAGCGGCCGUUGCCCAGAACCGGAUCUACUCGACUCCCUUUUAUUCGCCACAGGAGAAUGUCGUGUUCAGUUCCAGCCGGGGGCCGUAUGACUAUGGAUCUAAUUCCUUUUACCAGGAGAAAGACAUGCUCUCAAACUGCAGACAAAACACCUUAGGACAUAACACACAGACCUCAAUCGCUCAGGAUUUUAGUUCUGAGCAGGGCAGGACUGCGCCCCAGGACCAGAAAGCCAGUAUCCAGAUUUACCCCUGGAUGCAGCGAAUGAAUUCGCACAGUGGGGUCGGCUACGGAGCGGACCGGAGGCGCGGCCGCCAGAUCUACUCGCGGUACCAGACCCUGGAACUGGAGAAGGAAUUUCACUUCAACCGCUACCUAACGCGGCGCCGGCGCAUCGAGAUCGCCAAUGCGCUCUGCCUGACCGAGCGACAGAUCAAAAUCUGGUUCCAGAAUCGCCGGAUGAAGUGGAAAAAAGAAUCUAAUCUCACGUCCACGCUCUCGGGGGGCGGCGGAGGGGCCGCGGCCGACAGCCUGGGCGGAAAAGAGGAAAAGCGGGAAGAGACAGAAGAGGAGAAGCAGAAAGAGUGACCAGGACUGUCCCUGCCACCCCUCUCUCUCCUUCUCCCUCGCUCCCCGCAACUCCCUCCUAAUCACACACUCUGUAUUUAUCACUGGCACAAUUGAUGUGUUUUGACUCCCUAAAACAAAAUUAGGAGUCAGAUAUGGACCUGCAAGUCAACUCUGGACCCUCUCCCUGACCGCACAAACUCUCUCACCACGCGUCUUCUCCUCCCUGCUCCCUGCUAGCUCCUUCUCGGCUCGUCUACAGGCCCCUUCCCCCGCCCAGGCCUUGGGGGCUCCGUCCCUGAACCUCGCUUCAGACUCCAGGGAUCUCCCUCCAAAUGAGGACUUGGCCCCCCACCCUCUCGGCGCCCCCACCCCGCCCCCGCGCAGAGAGCCGGCUCGGGCCCGGGCCUUGGCUCCGGGGCCUCAGGGCCCGACCUGGCAGCGGGGAGGGCGGGAGGCCCAAGGAGGGCGCGUCGUGGCCCCGCAGCAACCCCCAGGGCCUCCCCGCAGCCCCUGCCCGGCCCCUCUGCCCCAGCAAAUGCCCAGCCCAGGCGAAUUGUAUUUAAAGAAUCCUGGGGGUCAUUAUGGCAUAUUACAAACUGUGACCGUUUCUGUGUGAAUAUUUUUAGCUGUAUUUGUGGUCUCUGUAUUUAUAUUUAUGUUUAGCAGCGUCCGUGUUCCAAUCCCAUCUUAAAAAGGAAAAAAAAAAGAGGGAAAAUUACAAAAAGAGAGAAAAAAAGUGAAUGACGUUUGUUUAGCCAGUAGGAGAAAAAAAAUAAAUUAAAAAAAUCCCCUCGUGUUACCCUCCUGUAUAAAUCCGACCUCUGGAUCCGUUCUCGAAUAUUUAAUAAAACUGAUAUUAUUUUUAAAAGUUUA
Equus caballus (horse) is the source of this 10397-nucleotide messenger RNA. It is a transcript of the gene HOXC6, whose product is annotated as homeobox C6. Gene Ontology annotation, molecular function: RNA polymerase II cis-regulatory region sequence-specific DNA binding; DNA-binding transcription factor activity, RNA polymerase II-specific. The record is from RefSeq and is a predicted model, not a curated record. Gene Ontology annotation, biological process: regulation of transcription by RNA polymerase II; anterior/posterior pattern specification. Gene Ontology annotation, cellular component: nucleus. Lineage: Eukaryota; Metazoa; Chordata; Mammalia; Perissodactyla; Equidae.